Molecule: messenger RNA, 1205 nt
Organism: Sander lucioperca (pikeperch)
Lineage: Eukaryota; Metazoa; Chordata; Actinopteri; Perciformes; Percidae
Exons: 9
Coding region: 256-591 (111 amino acids)
Source: RefSeq, a predicted model, not a curated record
AGGGUCAGUUGAGCGCGAUAUGAGGUGGCUGUGAAUCCCCUUGUACUUCAGAAUAAAGUUCCUCUGAACUUGGCUCACACUGCAGCAGAUUUCCUGUUAAAGAGUCGGCUCUGCUUGUGGCUCAUCUGACUGACUGUGGUGAGUUGCAUUUCGGGGCAGAGAUGAAGAGUCGCACAAGGAUAUGCUUUUAAAACCAUUCCACAAACGGAGUACACAUUUUGCAUUAGAACUGUCUCUUUUUUAUUGCAUUUGAAGAUGAUGCGAUUGCUGUUCCUCUGUCUGCUGCUGCUGCUGCCAGCUGCUACUGCUGUUUCAAAAGAGAUUGAAGGAUCAGCUAAUGGAGGUCUGGAUGAUGAUGAUGAGGAUUCUAUUCAGCAUACAGCGAUUCCAAUUUUUGACUCAGCUGCAGAUAAAACUACUGGUCUAAAAGAAGACCAAACCACCCUGAUUGUCAUAAUUGUAGCUGUGGUUGCAUUGAUUCUGUCAGUUGCUGUGAUAGUCGCCAUAAUCUCAGUAAGACACCACAAGUACAAUCGGCAGCAAGGGAUCUACUCCGUUCCUACGGAGCAGGACCAGAAAGGGGCCGUCUAGUUCCUGGUGGAGUAGCAGUCCAAUACACAAACAGACAAGAGAGGAGCAAUACACCAGGCUAUGUCAUCUCCUACUCUUUGACUCAGGACGGUUAGACUUCUUUGCACAGCAGCCUGCUUCUCCCCAUUCAGUUCAUUACUCCUAUCAAUACAAAUGGUGUGUGUGUGUGUGUGUGUGUGUGUGUUGUCUUUGUCCCAGCCGUCUAUACUCACAUACACGCAAUUUAGCCAGAGACAUUUGGAACACAUUCAAACCUUCUAAUUGGAUUCUAUUUGAGGAAUGCAAAUCAAAGCCCGUGACUAUGGCUUAAAGGUUCUUUUGUUAAAAGAGAUAAUUUAGCACAGCCAAUGCUCCCCCUUUUUUAUACUACCUGAAACAAAUUAUUCCCGCCAGCUAUGCAGUGAAACUAUUUUCGUUUGAUUUGGUGCAUGUGGAACCGACCAGUCUGUGUAAAAUGAAUGAGACAAACCAUGCUAUUCCACACUAAGCCAGCGCAGUGCUCACUUCAUUCUCCUAUUCACUUGUCUGACACCUUGUUCUUGGCCCAUUAGGAAUGACAGAAGGCAGUGCAAUAGGAAGAUAAAAACCUGUCCCCCGUUUUCUCAACCUCAGUA